This is a messenger RNA of Arabis nemorensis, 201 nucleotides long. The record is from the annotation of a GenBank genome assembly. NCBI's taxonomy places the organism in Eukaryota, Viridiplantae, Streptophyta, Magnoliopsida, Brassicales, Brassicaceae.
AUGGCAUCCAUCGCCGGGAUUAAACCGAUGGCCAAGAGAAAUCAAACCUCACCUAAGCCUCCUCCCCCUCACACAUCUCAAACCCGUCUAAAAUCCAAAUCCAUCGCAACCAAAAUCCCUCCGCCUCCACCGCUCGCCUUCGUUGUUGGUUCUCCAGAGCUCCAGACGCCUUUACCUGCAUCUCCGCAAGUUUCUAACUAA